Molecule: messenger RNA, 2126 nt
Organism: Cryptotermes secundus
Lineage: Eukaryota; Metazoa; Arthropoda; Insecta; Blattodea; Kalotermitidae
Product: RUS1 family protein C16orf58 homolog
Exons: 9
Coding region: 146-1579 (477 amino acids)
Source: RefSeq, a predicted model, not a curated record
UACGUCUGUCAAAAUGGUCAAAAUCGUCACAAUCGUAUACUCCAGGCCCUCCAGACGCUCCAGACCUUAGGCUGUAUAGAGGAUUGGGUAGGACGUAAUGAAAUUCUGCUUAAUAUUCGGAGAUUGAUGUAAAUUAGCACCCAAAAUGCCACGCGAAAUCAUAUUUCGUGAGCAGUAUGGAACACUUGGUGACAAAAUAGUUUAUAUAAAAGCACCAGAACAAGAUUCAGUUGUGCAACUGGGUUCAUCAGCAACUUUGUCUACACCAUUCUCUGAAAGAUUUGUGCAAUUUUUUCGUCAGGUAUUUUUGCCCCAAGGAUAUCCAAGGAGUGUUAGUGAUGAUUACUACAGAUACCAACUCUGGGAUACAUUGCAAGCAUUUUGCAGUACCAUUACGGGCACCCUUACCACACAGGCUGUCAUGAAGGGUGUUGGAGUUGGAGACAGUGCUGCCACUCCCUUUGCUGCAGCAAUUACAUGGAUUCUGAAAGAUGGAACUGGAAUGAUUGGAAGAAUAGCGUUUGCCUGGUUUGAGGGCACUUGUUUGGAUGGAGACUGCAAGAAAUGGCGCCUCUUUGCUGAUGUUCUAAAUGAUAUGGCAAUGGGAUUGGAGCUUCUCCUACCACUGUUGUCAUCAUAUUCAACACACAUUCUCUGCAUUACAACAACAAUGAAGUCCAUUGUUGGUGUAGCUGGAGGUGCUACAAGAGCAGCUAUAACCCAACACCAGGCGAUCAGAAACAAUAUGGCAGAUGUUUCAGCAAAGGAUGGGAGUCAAGAAACGUUUGUCAACUUAUGUGCAUCUCUUGUGGGCAUCAUCAUUUUGGCCACCUUUAAUGAAGGAGAGUUUGUUUGGCAACUGUUCACCAUCUUCACUGUUAUCCACCUAUAUGCCAACUACCAAGCAGUACUGUCUCUCAAGAUGGUAACAUUAAACAAAGCGCGUCUUAUUUUGUUGCUUCAAACAUACCUUGGCACAAAUAUGGCUUCUUCACCUGAAGUUAUCAACAGAAAUGAAACAGUAGUAUUGGGAACAGGAAUGUCUGAUCCAGACUUGUGUGGAUUCCAGAUCAUACUGGGGGCUUCAUUACAGAAUGUCAUGGCUUAUAGUAAGGUAUCUGCUGAAGAUAUUAAGCUAUUAGCCAGUUUCUAUCAUUCAAAGAAGUACCUGAUAGUAGUUGACACUAGAGGCAAGAGAAUGUUUGUGACUUUUUUAGAAGGAGAGAGAGCAGUUGACGUGAUUCAAGGAUAUUUCCAUGCAGUGAUGUUGGGCAUUGCGAUAUGUAUAACCAGGGAGCAUCCACUGAUGGUGCUAAGUAAACCACAGAGUGACUCAUCACAUAUAGCGUGUCCUGUUCACCACCUACAAGAAGCACUGGUGAGAUUGAGCACAACCAAUGAAGUUUCCAGAAACAAGAGAAUUCCUGUGGUACCCAUGAUGGCUACAGAUUAUACAGUCUCAAAGGAAUUUCCAGAAUUUCUAGAAAGCAUACAGAAACAAGGCUGGAAUAUAGAAAGUCACCAUAUUACAGUUGAUGAAUGGAGAGGCGAAUGGAGAGACUUGGACAAGCAAAACUGAUUUGAUUUAGAUGAGAUGGAACUAAUUACACACAAAAAUGUCUCAUUCUAAUUUCCAAAGAGCUGUUCUCAUGUCAGCUGAAGCCCGGCAAGUUCAUACUGUGUAAAAUGAAAAGGUAGCAGAACUUCAUGCAAGAACCACUGUUCAUAAUCAAAUCAUUAUAACACUGUUAACAGCAACCAGGUACCAGACAGAAAAAUAAACUCUUUAAUAAAAAUAUUUUAUUUUAUUGGGCUUCACUACCAAAACUUACAACCUAAAUACCAUUGCAGUCUGUAAUGAUUAUUAAAGAAUGCAAUUUAUAAUCUGUAAUGUACUUAUAAUUAAUUUUACGUACAGUUUCAUAUAUAUAUAACAUGUGUAUAUUCUCUUAUCGAAGAUAGGCACGCUUAACUUUAUGUCUACCUACGUUAUCUACUAAUUCUCAGUUCACAUAUUUAGACUUGUCUGAAAUAAAAAAAUAUAUGUACACAAGCUUACAUACUGUAUCCCAUGAAAAUGUACAAUUAAAUUUCCUUAAAAACAAAAUAAAUUUUAUUUUGUUACA